AUGAGAAGCAUGAAUCAACACCUAUUGAGAGAAUUAGAAGUUCAUUCCACCGUUCCGUUUAAUUGUUUUGUUGGUUCACUGAAUGGUUUGAUCUGUCUUGUCGGAAACCCAACUGAAGAACAACCUCAUGAACCUAUUUAUAUCUUUAACCCUGUCAUUAAAGAAUAUGUCAUGCUUCCAGAAAUCAACACAAAUUAUUCUUAUGAUGUUUUCUGGACAAGUGGAUUUGGUUAUGUUUCUGCAACCAAUGAGUACAAAGUGGUAAAAAUAUAUAUAUCGAAGACCAAGGUUGUUAAAGUCUGCAUAUACACUCUUGGUAGUGGUAAUGGAUGGAGAAACCUAGGAGAUUUCAAUCCGUCUUUCGCCCCGUCUCCUUGGGCACAAGGUGUUUUUGCCAAUGGAGCUCUACAUUGGAUGGGCGUUGAAUUAGAUAUGAUUGUGACUUUCAAUUUGGCCGAGGAAAAGUUUUGCCAACAUCUUUCACCACCUCCUUCGUCACCGGACGAUUGGCCUUUUAAUAGAAUAGGGGUUCUGGAUGGAUUUUGGUUUUUUGAUAAUUUUCUAACAAUCGAAGAAGACCCUUAUUAUGACAUAUGGCUUUCAAAAAGGAAGAAUGAUGAUCAUGAUAUGAAAGUGGGAGAGAAACAUCUGUCUCCGGGUUGGAGUAAAGAGUUUCGGGUUGAUGAUAAUGAAUUACUAGCCGUUACGAAGAGUGGAGUUGUUUUAACAUACACUGAUAACUCUCUCAACAUUUACAACACAAAAGCUUCAACCUCGAAAAGGCUUGUGGAAUUUAAGGAACGGAUUCGGACAGUAUUCCCUCACAAGAACACCUUAGUGUCACUGAAAGAAUUAGGGGAAGAAGGUACGAAGAUAAUGGAGUUCAUUGAAAUUGAGGAGACCGAAAGCCUUGAUCAGCCUUUGAAGCAGCAAUAG
Molecule: messenger RNA, 936 nt
Organism: Papaver somniferum (opium poppy)
Lineage: Eukaryota; Viridiplantae; Streptophyta; Magnoliopsida; Ranunculales; Papaveraceae
Product: F-box/kelch-repeat protein At3g06240-like
Exons: 1
Coding region: 1-936 (311 amino acids)
Source: RefSeq, a predicted model, not a curated record